Molecule: messenger RNA, 2097 nt
Organism: Micromonas pusilla CCMP1545
Lineage: Eukaryota; Viridiplantae; Chlorophyta; Mamiellophyceae; Mamiellales; Mamiellaceae
Exons: 2
Coding region: 1-2097 (698 amino acids)
Biological process (GO): interstrand cross-link repair; double-strand break repair via nonhomologous end joining
Molecular function (GO): damaged DNA binding; 5'-3' DNA exonuclease activity; protein binding
Source: RefSeq, a predicted model, not a curated record
AUGCAGAUGUCGCUGUCGCGACUCGCGUCGUCAUCGAUUUUUUCGAAUCUGACCGCUCCGCUGUCGUUCACUUCCGCGGCGCCCGCGCGCGCGUCCGGGCCCUCGCCGGACGAACGCGCGUCGCGAUGGCGUCCGGCGGAUCUCGGGGGUGCCAACAAAAACGAACCCAUCGACGUCGUCGUCGACGACGAGCCGACCGCGCGCGAGGAUUGGGACGGCGAGGGCGAGGGCGAGGCGACGCCGGAGGAAAACCUCGACGAGGAGGAGGACGACGACGAGGUCGCGGUGAUAUCGUCCGUAGCGGAGCUGUACCGAGACGAAUCGGACGCCGCGGGCGGCGGGGACGGCGACGACCGCGGACGUCCAAACGACGACGACGACGACGACGAGCGAUGCCCCGUGUGCGACCGCGCGCUUCGCUCGCUCGCGGACACGCCCCUCGCGCGCGUCGCGCACGUCAACGCGUGCCUGGACGACGAGACCGGGGGAUGGGAGGGCGACGAAGAUGAUGAAGAAGAAGUCGCGCGCGACGACGCGCUCGGCGCGACGUGGGACGAGGGCGGCGAAGGCGAAUGGCACGACGUCGCCGCGUGGUGUCACGCCGUCGACCAGCCGUCGUUCGCGCCCGUCGCCGUGGAGCGCAAGCUCACGUUCGACGCGCUGGAGAGACUGACGGACGAGGACUUGCGGGCGAUGGGGGUGGGCACGCUCGGCGCGAGGAAGCGGUUGCGCGCGGCGAUAGAGGCUCGAGAAGUCUCCCCGCCGCCGCCGCCGCCGACGACGACGACGACGACUGGAGCCGGCGGGUGGCACCCCACGCGCGAGGCCGUCGCCGUCGCCCCCGUGUUCGCGUUCGCGCGAGGCGAGGCGGUGGCGCCUUCCGCGGCUCCGUCGUCGUCGUCCGGAUCCGGACGCCACGUCGACGCGCCGCCGUCGAAGCGAAGGAAAGACCGUCCCCGUCCGUCGUCGUCGCGGUACGUUCCCGCGGCGGCCCAGGACCUCCCCCCUCCGCCGCCGUGGAUCCGCGUCCCCGGCACGACGUUCAUCGUCGACGGCUUCCGCGGCUACGGCAAGUCCCACUCCGGGUGGUGUAAGAACUGGUUCUUGACGCACUUCCACGCGGACCACUACGCCGGGCUCACGAGGUCGACGCCGUCGGAGGGAUGCGUCGUCUGGUGCUCGCGCCCGACGGCGCGACUCUGCCAACUCCGCUUGGGGAUCUCGAAAUCCCGACUCCGCGCGGUGGACGUCGGAAGGGACUUCAUCGUGGAGGGCGUGAAGUGCAGGUUCGUGCACGCGAACCACUGCCCGGGGGCGGUGAUGAUCGUGUUCGACGACAUCCCGGGCGGCGGGGGCCCGGUGCUCGCGACGGGCGAUUGCCGGUUCCACGCGUCGAUGACGCUUGACCCUGGUCUUUUACGGAUCCAGGAAAGGAGACCCGCGGUGAUGCUGGACACGACGUACUGCGACCCGAAACACGCGUUUCCUCCGCAGGAGGAGGUUCUGAAAGCCGUCGCCGUCGCCGUGAAAGCGGAGAACUUUAACCCCAAGUGCUUGUUCCUCUUCGGUACGUACACGAUUGGCAAAGAACGCGUCUUUUUCGAAGCCGCCAAGGCGCUCGGGAAGAAAGUCUACGUCGGCAAACAGAAGCGUCAAGUCUUAGACGCGCUCGGGGACGCGAUCGAUAAGACGUACAUGGACUCCGUCACGACGGACGACACGGAGACGAACUUGCACGUCGUCCCGAUGGGCAGCACGUCGUUCGCGCGGAUGAAGACGAUUUUGCGGUAUUACAAAAACCGAUACGACACCGUGAUCGCGUUUAAACCGACCGGGUGGACGUUCGAGAAGGCGGCGAAGACCGCGAGGGCGACGAAGCGCACGCAGCGCGGGUCGUUGAUUCAGUACGCGCUGCCGUACAGCGAGCACUCGAGCUUCACGGAGUUGCGGGCGUUUAUGCGUUGGUUGAAACCGCGCGCGAUAUUGCCGCACGUAGGAAACGACCGCGGGCCGAAAGCCGCGCGGAUGGUUCGGUUGUUGACCGCGCCGGAACCGUCAGAGGAGGGCGGGGAAGCGCGCGCGGACGACGAUCGUUAG